AUGAAUAAUCCCUGCCCUGUGUGCAAUGCAGACCCAAACAUGCUUGUGAGAAUCGAAGAUAUCGGUAGAUAUGUGUGCUCACGCUGUGGAGCAUGGGCCAAUGCAAUCGUGGACGAAGGUCUCGGGUUCCGCAAUUUUCGAGAUUCGGAAUCUGCAGAGGCCAGAAACGUUGCAGGUCGACAGCACACAGAUUUUCAACGGCAAAUCUUCAUCACAGGUGACAAAAGGACAUCUGCGUACACUACCAUUCAGGCUGCAAGUACCGAAAUAAGACGCUUGAGUGCUCGCUGCAAAAUCAACGCAGAGUAUGCCAACAUGGCGCUCACUAUAUUCAACGAGUACAAGAUGAACAAAGAGACGCUUCUGAAAAGCAGGAGUAUUGUUGUCAUCGCGGCUAGUUGUCUCCUUUUGGCUGUGGAACUGGCUGAACAAGAGGAGCGUAAACGCAAUGAGAAGACUGGUCGAUCGAUGUACUUAGGAAUGUCUUCUACCACUGCCCGACAGCGUCUCCAAAAGGAGAUCCAAGGCUGUGGACGAAUCGGAGGCAAGGUCUCUCCAUUGGACCGGCAGUUGAAGGAUAUCAAAGAAAAGGUGCAGCCCAACGCCCUGCAAAGUACAUGCGAGUUUAUUCCUCUCCUUGGAGAUCAGCUCCAACUCAGCGGGGAGCAAAGAAGGGCGCUACUGAAACUUCAUGACCAUAUGAAAUACGUUGAAGACCGCGUUGUGCCAGAUAAGUAUACUGUGCCAGAAUAUGUCAUUCUCCUGCUGUUCUUGCUUAUAGAUGCUGCAGAUCAAACAGGAAUAGAAUUUAAAAAUAUUACAAAGCAAUCUGUUUGUGAAAGAAAAAAUCUUGCCCUCGGGGUCUUAGAAAUGGACGCCGACGGCUUGAAAGUUAGUGAGCAAGAUAUAUUAGCAAGUGCAUACAAAGAGAUACGCGAAGCUAAAUCAAGAAUGGCAAUGCAAAGUGAGGGCAAUGCCAAAGAGGAAAUUAGUAUUUAG
Molecule: messenger RNA, 999 nt
Organism: Giardia duodenalis
Lineage: Eukaryota; Fornicata; Diplomonadida; Hexamitidae
Exons: 1
Coding region: 1-999 (332 amino acids)
Biological process (GO): DNA-templated transcription initiation; transcription preinitiation complex assembly
Cellular component (GO): nucleus; transcription preinitiation complex
Molecular function (GO): TBP-class protein binding
Source: RefSeq, a predicted model, not a curated record